AUGGUCAAAAUUGCUAUUGCAGGCGGCUCUGGGCCGGUUGCCAGAGAGAUAAUAGAUGCCCUUGUUGCUACGGGUAAACACGAUAUUACCAUUCUGAGUAGACGAGAAGCGUCGAACAACGAUGUAAUUCCCGGAACUGCCUGGCGUAAAGUGGACUACAGCAACCAUAGUGCCUUGGUGGAAGCUCUCAAGGGAACACACACUUUGCUAUCUUUUGUUCAGCUCAUGCGCGAAUCAGGACAGGAUUCACAGAAACAAUUGAUUGAUGCGGCUGUUGCGGCUGGAGUCAAGCGUUUUGCACCUAGUGAAUAUGGGAGCUCGGGAACUGCUCACAUGUCUUGGUAUGCUGGGAAAGAAGUGGCAAGAGAGUACUUGAGAAAGCUCAAUGCGAAUGGAAAGGUCCUCGAAUAUACGUUGUUCCAACCCGGCCUUUUCUUAGACUACCUCGCAUCUCCAUUUCAAACAUCAAAGUACAUAACUCCUUUGGACACCAUCUUCAAUUAUGAAAGCUGCCAGGCUAUUGUCAUUGACGGAUAUGAGGACAUCACGAUUACAUUGACGUCGGCGGCUGAUACUGCCGCAAUUAUUGCCAAAGCUAUCGACUACGACGGAGAGUGGCCGGAGAUUAGUGGAAUUCAGGGUAACCGAGCCACUCUCUCCGAAAUUAUUAAAUUGGGCGAGAAAAUCAGAGGUCGCCCUUUUACUGUUGAAAAGGUUAAGCUGGAAGCACUCAAGUCUGGAAAUGUCAAUUUGGCAUGGCGCUUUGAGAAGCGACACUCCGCUAUCAGUGAAGAAGAAGCGCAGUACAUGUCGAAACAGGUGGUUAUUGGCAUUUUGCUUAGCAGUUUCGAGGGCGGCUGGGAUGUAUCUGGUGAACUUAACCAAAUGUUUCCCGACUAUAAGUUUACAACCAUGGAAGAUUUUCUCUCCAAGGUCUGGAGCGGGAAGUCAUAA
Molecule: messenger RNA, 954 nt
Organism: Trichoderma asperellum CBS 433.97
Lineage: Eukaryota; Fungi; Ascomycota; Sordariomycetes; Hypocreales; Hypocreaceae
Source: RefSeq, a predicted model, not a curated record